AACAUCCUGUGUGUGUUAUAAGCGCGCGUGUGUGUGUGUGGUAAGUGUGUGGUGUGUGUGUGAGUGUGUGGUGGGCGUGUUUAGCUGAGCUUCUUUAGCAGGACAGCUGUUGGGCGUGUGCUACGACCAGCGCGACCUCAGAAACCUCCACACAUCUGUCCGCGCAUGCUCAUUAAAAACGGGGUUAACGGCCGUUAGCGACGGUAAGAAGCGGUACGUUAAGCUGGAAAGAGGGGUGAAAACGGACGGCGGGCGAGUUUUACGCUAAACUUCAGCGUUAAAGGAAGGAAAUGUGAGGAAACGGCGCUGACGUCGCUCUGUGAGUCGCGCAGGGAGGGGAGUUUAGUUAGUUAAAAGUUUUCAUAGUUAAACUACUUGGACCUGGACAUGCUGGAGUCUGGAGCUGCUCUGUUUUUGUUGUUGUCCUUCAGCUUCAGUCCUUUUCUUCUCCUCCUGCUGCUGCUGGGUUCACUCCAUUAACUCCACGGUUUAACAGAGUUUAGAAACUGUAGCUGAAUUUUGUAUUUUCUAGUCUGCACUGUUUGUUUUAUACGUGCUGUUUCUACUGAUACCCUGAGCUUAACUCCUUCAUAGCUGAAGUAACAAACAAUGGCUAAAGCAGCUUUCAGCGUGGGCAGGCACUGCGCAGUGGUAGUCACAGCUGUGCUGCUCCUCGGCUUCAUCUCCCCUUUCGUGGCUGAAGAUGCGUCCUGUCAUGGAGCUUUCGACCUCUACUUUGUGUUGGACAGAUCUGGAAGUGUUUCCGCUGAUUGGAAUCAGAUAUAUGACUUUGUGCAGAAUCUGGUGGACCGUUUUGUUAGCCCAAAAAUGAAGAUAUCCUUCAUUGUUUUCUCCACCCAAGCCAAGACAAUUCUACCGCUGACUGGAGACAGGGCAAAGAUACAAAAUGGCUUGCAGGAGCUGAAAGCCGUCAAGCCUGCAGGUGAUACGUACAUGCAUGAAGGCAUUAAACAGGCAAAUGAGCAAAUAAAAAACCAAAUGCAAAAGUCCUCAAGCAUCAUUGUUGCCUUAACCGAUGGAAAGCUUGAACCUUAUAUUCAUGAUUUGACAUCAAAAGAGGCAGAUGAAGCAAGGAAAUAUAAUGCCCGAGUGUACUGCGUUGGGGUGAAAGACUUUGACAAAGAUCAGCUGGCUGAAGUGGCCGACACCCCAGAGCAAGUUUUCCCAGUCAAAGACGGCUUUCAGGCUCUUAAAGGAAUCGUUAACUCAAUCCUUAAGCAGUCCUGCAUAGAAGUCUUGACAGUGGAGCCGUCCAGCGUCUGUGUGAAUCAGUCCUUUGACAUGGUCCUAAGAGGGAACGGGUUCACGCUGGGGAGAGCCAAAGAGGGAGUCCUCUGCAGCUUCACGGUGGACGGUAUGAAAUACAAUCAGAAGCCAACCACAGUGAGAAAUAACUACGUGCUGUGUCCUGCACCGGUGCUGCAAUAUGUGGGACAAACUAUGGAGGUACUCGUCAGCUUGAAUGGUGGGACGUCAUAUAUCACAAGUCCUUUCACAAUCACUGCCUCAACUUGUUCGGAUGGUACGGUGGUCCUCAUUGUGUUCCUGGUGCUGUUGCUGCUUCUGGCUCUGGCUCUCAUGUGGUGGUUUUGGCCUCUCUGCUGCACUGUGGUCAUUAAAGAUCCUCCUCCUCAAAGACCUCCUCCACCUCCUCCUAAACCCGAGGAGGACCCACUGCCCAAGAAGAAGUGGCCAACAGUGGACGCGUCGUAUUAUGGAGGAAGAGGAGUCGGUGGGAUCAGGCGAAUGGAGGUACGCUGGGGUGAGAAAGGCUCCACAGAGGAGGGAGCAAGACUGGAGAUGGCCAAGAACGCAGUGGUGUCCGUACCAGAAGAGGUAGAAGAGCCUAUGAUCAAAAAGCCGACACCCGCACCAAACUACCACCACACAGAGACUAAGUGGUACACGCCAAUCACGGGCCGUCUUGAUGCACUGUGGGCUCUACUGCGGAGACAGUACGACCGCGUUUCCCUAAUGCGACCCACUACUGCGGAUAAGGGACGGUGUAUGAAUUUCAGCCGUGUGCGGCAGUAGACAGACUUCAAUCGCUGAAAUAUGUGGACGCCCAAUAUUUCAGAGUGGACAACGAAAAAAAAAAAAGAAAAAACAUCAGGUCUUCAACAAUCAGUUUUUGUUGGAGUUUAUAUAUAUAUAUAUAUAUAUGUGUGUGUGUGUGUGUGUGUGUAUAUGUAUAUAUAUAUAUAUAUAUAUAUAUAUAUAUAUAUAUAUAAACACAAAUAUCUUGUUUGCAGAGCAUCAGAAGCGCAGCACAUAUCCGCGUAGGGCUCAUUUAAUUCUCCGCAUUGGCCGAACCCAGUCGCUACAUCUGCUUUAAAUUAUUUAUAUUGUAACCCUCAAGCUGCUAAAGGAGGAUUGAGUCAUGAUUAUGUGUUUUAGCCUAAACUCCGAUAAACUCAGAUAAAGUAAAUACAGCAGAAAGUGCCUGAAUUUGUGCCGGAUCGGGUUAGCCGCUUUGUGCGCACCAAAGGCUUAACAUAUUCUGACCAUAUUGUGCCUUCUGUGGGGGGAAAAAAACUAAUUUUAAUGGACACAGACGGAGGCUAUUUAAAAAAACGAAAACACAAAAAAAAUAGAAAAUACACACACACACACACAGAACGAGUAGAGGCUGUUUGCCGUUGGCGUGGAAGUAGAAAUAAUCCCAGUAGAGGCUCGGGGAGUGCAGAAGUCCAGUGCCUUUUGGCAAUGUCUCACCACAAAGCCUCUCCAUGUCCAGUAUCGCCCGCCCGAUGCCUGGCGGGACCUCUUUGACUGGAGAUCUUGUCAUUUUAACACUGAGAAGUGCACACGCAUGACAAAUUGUAGACAGAACGCCCUUAAGGUACUGGACGCAAUAAGACUUUGCCCUUUAGUUCGUGAAGACACCUUUCUAUCAUUGUGCACUCGGGACCUAAAAAUUAAUAGAGCGUUAUUGCACCGCAAGACAGGCCGUGUGACCGAAGGACUGCGGCUACUUUUUGAGGGACAGAUGCUUCAAGACCUUGACAUGGUAGUUUGUAUGUUUUCAUGUUUUUUUUUUUUUUUUUUUUUUUUUCGGCACCCUCCCCUCCAGCAAGCCUCCCUCUUACCCACCCUCCUGUGUUUCCUCGCUCUCCAGUGCUCGAACUAUCACCACCCAUCAAUGUGUCCAGUUUUUUUUUUUUUUUUUUUUUUUUACAUUUUUUAAGAUAUCCAGUCUUUCCCCUCAUCGCUGCUUUUCUCUCUGAGGGGUCUCCCCGACGGCGUCUCGACCCAGCAGCUCGCUCAGCACCGAUACUCAGUAUCUGAGUAUCAAAGUUUAAUUAAAAUAAUUAAAAGCAACAGAAAGCAGCAGCCUGUGAAGAUAGCUUUAGCUCAUCUCUUUUUUUGUUCCUUUUUUUUUUUUUUUUUCAAUGCCUCCUGACAUUGAAUGACCCGUUACUCCUGUUACUCCCGGGAGUAACUUCCUUACAAUGAAUGAAAAGGUCUGAAAUUAAAAAAAUAUAUAUCUCUCCAAAAGGAACAAAAAAAAAGGGGAUGAUGGGCGAUGGAUGGAUAAGUAAGUAUUGUUCAUUUUCAGAAAUGAUUCUCAUACAGUUUAACAACCCCCCCCCCUUCUCUCUCUAAAACACAUACACACAUACACAAAAAAAACGAGCAGUACACACACACAUAUAUAUAUAUAUUUAUAUAUUGUGUAUUGUAUUGUUGUGGGUCCGGCCGGCGCGCUGUCACGACGCCGUUCGCGAAAUGAUGCCAGUGCGGGCGGAAACACUGCGGGGGGAGGAAAAGGGGCGGCAGCUGAAGAAAAAGGCUCGAACGAUCCAGUCACUUUCGAUACGCUACUUCAGAUGCAAAAUGGAUAUUCGAGUCGAAAUCUGACAAAGCGCGCCAGCUUUGACGGGAAGCGGUAUAGACAAUGACCAGUGGCUGGGUCAGUGGGAUGUCUCGGUGCAAGCAGGGAAGCUUAUCAAAUGACACUAAAAAUAAGUUCAACAACCAUCAAGUUUGAGGGGGGAACAGAACAGGGUGCAGCGGCUCCCACUCGCCUGGGCAUGCAAGUGCACCAGACAGUAGGGGCGUCGCACACACACAAGCGCCCAGGCCCGGUCUAAUUAUUCCUUUGUUGUGCUCGUCUUCAACUGUAAGAGACGAGCAUUAGUCUUCUAGACCUGAAAAAAUAAAAAAAUAAACGUACAAAGUGACAUAUAUUUAAAAAAAAUAUAUAUAUAUAUUCCUAUUCUGCUGAUGUACUUAAAAAAAAAAAAAAGCGUGAUGCACCUUUUUCUCCCCGAUAAAUUUAUCUAAAACUGAUAAAUCGUGAUUAAUGUAUUUUUUUGUUUUGUUUUGUCAGGAAUCGAAGAACUGUUAUUAACCCUUACUAAUGAGCGUACAUAUUUACAUAUUGGUCACAACACAGCUUUUUUUCAGCGUACUAACUCACUGCGUACAAUUAAGCAGCACGAUUUCGCCCUGGCCUCUCCAAAGCACUCUGGUGGAGAGAGAGCGCAGGGUUGCGUUUUUUUGUGUUUUUUUAUUUUUAUUUUUAUCUAUAUUUUUUUCUAUGUGUUUUAAAUAUUUGUCUCAGUAUUACUUUUUUUAUAUAUUGUUUUAUAUUUAUGUGUUUAUAUUAUUAUUCUUAUUCUUAGUUUAUUUGCCUUAUUUUGUGUGCACACAAUGUAUAUGGAGAGGGGAAGGUGGCAAUUGAAAAAAAAAAAGUUUAAAUUGCCUUUUUUUUACAUUAUCACAAUAUUAUUUGCAAGAAAAAUUGUUUUAGAUUUUUUUUGGUAUCGCAAAGCCCUUUUUUAAAGUGAGCAUAAAACCUUUUUAACAGUUUUGUUAAAAAGUAUUUAAUUAUUAAUUAUUAUAACUAUACAUUUUAUAAAUGUAUUUUGUUAUAUUUAAAUUGGCUGCACAAUUAGAAGUAAAAUGAUGAAAAAAGAUGAAAUAUUUCAUAUUUACAUUUUGUUUAAUUAGAUUUCUAUUAAAAUUACUUUUAAAUAAAUUUUCGAUUGUUGGAACAAAUAAAUGCACUAUAUUCUGUGUAGAGACAAGCACAACUUUGCCAUAUAUAUAAUCCCAGUCUGUGCCUUUUAAAUAAUGAAAAUUGAGAUUGUUGAUCUGUGUGUUUUAUAAUCUGUAAUGCUGUGAUUGUAAACAUAUCACUGAACUCUGGCCACUGAAUGUACAACACCCUCGUUUCAAGUCCAUGUUCCUCUCUUCAACAGCGCGCACCAAAAAUCAGCAUCAGCAGAAAUCACACUCUUUUAUAGUAACUUAUAAGCUUCACAUCAUGCAUCAAGUUAAAAUGAACCAGCUUUUAUUUUCAGAAAAUUAGUUUUAAUUAGUUGUUAAUUAUUGUGUAUAUUAAUAAUAAUAGUUUUAUAUUUUUGCAGUUAUUUUAUAGACGCAGUAGAAGUUUCACUUGUGCUAAAACACUCUCACACUGCACUUCAUUGUAAUGCAUUUUUAAUUCCAUUUCUCUUUUUUAUUGUGAUCAAACCUCUAUUUUCUGUCCGUUACUGCUCUGUCUCCGUUUGUAUGAAAUAAAUAAAUGCGUAUUUUGUAAAAAGCA
Messenger RNA from Astyanax mexicanus (Mexican tetra), 5575 nucleotides. RefSeq names its product ANTXR cell adhesion molecule 2a (gene antxr2a). The record is from RefSeq and is a predicted model, not a curated record. The transcript has 17 exons. Gene Ontology annotation, cellular component: membrane. Bases 610 to 2055 code for a protein of 481 amino acids. Lineage: Eukaryota; Metazoa; Chordata; Actinopteri; Characiformes; Acestrorhamphidae. Gene Ontology annotation, molecular function: signaling receptor activity.